AAUUGGCAUCCACUUAAUUGAACGGCCAUUCCGUUCCAUAAAUGAUCAUAAUUUUGAGUCGUGUGUUGGCGCACACAAAAAACCCUAGGUAUAUGACAGAUGUCGUCUGUGCACGGAAAUGUAGACAUCCGAUAAGAUUACAACGGAGAGUGAAGAAUGUCCGACUGCAUCUCCGGGCUGUUCCGCGUGACUAACGCUUGUGCAACAGCUACAGUCUGGUCUCCGUCUCUGGGACAUAAAUCAGAGACCACCUGCAUCCUCAGGGCACAUAAAUCAUGGAUCAGAAGAGCCACACAGAUUAGUCUGGUAUGCGAGAAAUUUGCAUUGCUAAAUGCCACAGCUCCAGAGGAAUGCAGCUCCGAUGACGAUCGGUACUUGGGGUCUUUUAUCUAUAUUUGAUCUCAGACAAUGCCGCAUAUUUGCCGGGCGCUGGCCUCUAGCUCUACCUCUGCCGCUGCCGCUGCCUAGAGGCCAAGAGCGAUAAACCUUGCGCUGUUUGCACGCCCAAAUCCAAACAGAAACGGAACAGCACACAGCAGAGAUACCUUCUCGCGGCUCGGCUCCAUCAAUGUGACAUCUGCUGCUCCAUUAUCUAGCGACUUGCGGGGAAAAGCAAACAAAAACAUUGUAAAAACGCGCUAGAUAAUCUCCAGGAAAUUUGCCACUAAUCUUAGAAGACUAAUUGUUGGAUUUAAAUGGGAAUCGAAACAAUGCACAUGCUCGGGUAACCCCUGGAAUAGUCCCAGGCCCCCUCCCCACCCACAGGCCGAGUCGCGUGUGCCUGGCGUGGCAUGGCAUGGCGUGCAUUGAACUGACUUCCGUCUGGAGGCACGGGUCUCUCGGGGCAUGGGAAUGGGUCCAGAUCAUCGCAGUAGUAGCGGCUCCCUUGCCAUUAGCGGGCCAUCAAUUGUAAUGGGUCCGUGUUCUAUCAUUCCCACCCCGCGACACCAGCAUUUUCAGAUCCAAUUACAAUUUCAAUUGUCUCGCCCGCUGAAAUGUUUGGCAUUUGGCAUGCCUGAUAACCGGGAACUCUCUGUUGUUUCCGUCGUGUGAUUUUGUUUGAUUUUUGUUUAUCACUCGCGAAAAUUGAUUUGUUAAUUUGCACAGCUCGUUGGCGACCCAUUAGCACGCCACUUGAUUGGAUUGGAUUUAGCACCUGACUGCGAAAUUAGCCGCCACAUUUUAAUGGACCAUCAUCGGCAUAUGCCAGUAGUUCCCAUAGCAUUGCCCUUUGUGGGCGGGAGAACGAUUUCUGGCCUCUGCGCUUCGAUGAUUUGCAUUUUGUCUGGCAGUACGAAUGAAUCUAUUCGAGAUGACGACAGCAAAACAAAACUAGUCACACGACCAGAUCGCUCGAAAUUACCAUUCCGAUGACUCGGACUCGGACUCGGAAUAUGCUUUACAUUUAAAUCAUCAUCGCCAGCAGCAGCAGGGGUACCCAAGCAUGGAGGGGGACUAUUACUUUAAUAGAAGGUGCUUUACCCUCUCGAGCGUUAGAUGUCUUCUGUGAAACCCCAUACUUCCCGGUCUUCUCUUCGCUGAAACUCCAAUGCAAAAACUUUCCUUUCAGCUCUUGAGUACCCCUCUGAUGAUGGUGUGCGUAAAAAUAUACAAACGACAGAUGCUGAAGUGCUUUUUCUUCUUUUUUUCAGCUGGUUAUAUCUACAUUUCGUUUUGUUUUCUUCUGGCCCGGUCAUGUGACCAAAAUUAAUUCAGUUUCGCUGCCAUUUCUGCGGUUAUUGCCGCCAUAAAAGCAACAAGCGUCUCCGCCGACCCGGGUCCCUUUGGAUCGGAUACGAUCACGUGAGAGAGAAUCGCUUUGGCCAGGUCCAAGCGGAUAUUCGCUUACUUGUUUUUCUCGUGUGGCUGGAGGGGAGGUUUUUGGAUGAUCUGCGGGUCUGUUUUGCUGGACAUGCCCCUGGCAUUUGGCUUUGGCUGCCAUUGAGCCUGGGUCCCUGACAUCCAUUACAGGGGGACUUCCUCGACUCUGACCUCAGACGUCGCCGAGUGUCGUCUCGCAGAUAAAUAUCGACAUGAUAUUCGAGCAUGAACACCCGACUUGGAUACCCGACCGACGGGUUUGAGUCACGUGAAGCCUUACUUCGGCGUUCGGGUACUUUACACGCCUCAAUGCAGGCCGCUGCACACGAGUGCCAAGACUGCCAAGAUUGCCAAGAGGGGGUGGAGGUGAUAAGCUUGCGUAAUGCUUAAGCCUCAUACAAUUGACCGAAUGCUCAAUUAACAGUUUGUUUGUUUGUUUGCCAUUCAUUGUUCGGGGUUCGCCGCUGUUUGCCUUUCGAGAUCUGCCUAUAGACUCAGAUGCAGUUGCAGUUAUAAUCACAUUCUCUGGAACGUGCUUUCCAUAAGCAAGUACAUAUCUGGAGCAAGCAGUGCAUACAGAUCGACAAGCCUUUCCGCCGUUGGGGGAGGCCAUUCCACUCCACUCCCCACUUCCCACUCCAUACUCCACGUGAUUGCGCUUAUCAAACAGGCAAACACCUUGGGAUUCCAUGGUGCCCCCUCCCCCGACUAUAGCUGCCGAAAUCUGGACCCGCUCAAGGGCCUAGAGAGAUCACAAAUCUCUCCAAAGGUAGGCCGCCUACGCACACUCAAGAUUUAUGCUGGCCAACAAGACGAAUAAGCCUCCCAGACAGCCUCCCAGCAUCUGUUGGCCACGGUUAAUUGCCGUCUAACCAAAAAACGAGAUAGAAGGGUGAAGAGAAACAGCAGAGACAAACAGAGAAUCAGUCAAAACAAUUAUCCGCACGCCAGCGAAAUUAAAAGCGAAUUAAAUGUGCUCAAAAAUUAUAAUUGUCUGACUCUCGGGUUAGUUAUGCACAUUUAAUUGUUCUAUAAUGUUCCCCGUUCCUCUACGGGGGGGUUUUCGCUGUCCCACUGCGUAUGAGUAACGCGAAUUGCCCCUCCGAGUGUUACAUAUCUGAUUAAGCCACAAAAUCCACACUGAACGGGCGACUGAACUUAUAAAUAUUCGCGGGGAAUGGCGUGAAAGUAUCGCAGAGAACAGAUCGAUCAGAGAUCAAUGCGAAUGGAUCCCAGGGCGGGGGGUACUCUCACCCACAUUCCAUAGAAGACCGCCAGAGAAGGGCAGGCAAUCGUCGGCUUACGCUUACUCUGAGAAAAAGGUGUCUGUUUUCCAUUAGUUUGAUCGCUUUCAGCUCUGCGCAAUAGAUCAGCCGCUGGACGCGUGUUCCCCAUUUGGUGGGAGACUUUGUUCCGUAUCGAAGAUGAUUUAAUAUGCGAUUAAUAACAAAGAGGGGCACCAUUUGGAGACAAGGUCUCCGGGGCAGAGUCUGAGUGGAAAAAACCCCCCAGGAAGGGAUUCCACUUUUUGUUACUUUAUGUUCUGAAUUCUGCAGAAAAUUCUUGGUAUGCAAAUGCGCAAAAGAACCGCAAAAAAAAGACACGACCAGAACUGCAGUCCGGCAAUUCCCAUUAAAGUCGUAGCAAGAUCUAUGGAUCGCUCUACCGAACCGCGAAUCUCAUUUAAUUGGCAAUUGAGUUAUUCCACUUACAGCCGAUAGAUGGAUGGGCAGACUGACGGACUAAUAAUAUGUACUGUGGCAGCUCGACCGGUUUGAGGCGAUGCCGAAAUAGUGGGAGAACUAGUAGAGGGAGCCCGCCGUCAGCUAAAUUCCGGCUUUUAUCUCAGCCGUACUCGUACGAUUGAUUUAUGGAGCGCGCACACUUCAAACUGAUUUAUAUGCUCUUACGGCUGAUUGAUUUCCCGUGCCGACAAGCAGCGACGAAAGCGAUAGACGGUAGCCGAUAGCCGAUAGCCCACAGGCAGUAAAGAUAGCCUGCGCCUGUGGCGCUAUGGCCCCCUUUCAUGGGGUACUUUCAAGAGGAUACACAAUUCGGUCAACAGAGAAGCUUUGAACAAACCAUAUUGCAUAGAUUCACUCCGUAAUCACCCAAGUUCGCGCCCUUCUAUGGCAGACUCCCACCUUCCCUUAGAACAAGUGAUGCAAUCGAAUGCAAUUGCAUCAAAGCAAACAAUUCGGAUCGUAUUUGCAUUUGCAUUUGCAUUAAAGCAAUGAUGUGGAAAUCGGCUUGGAUGGGGAAGCCUGGGAAUCUGCUGGGUUUGUGCCUCCAAUCUCCAUCGUGGGGCGUGAAAAUCCUAUCGAUUAGCAUGGAAUGGAAUGCGACGGCUGCUCAGGUUCCCAUGUUCGGGGCCAGCACGUGCAGAAAAUCACAGCAAAAGUUGUUGAUUUUCCAAGCAGGCAGCAAGGGGAACCUGGGAAGGUGGCUAGGGGAUACCCUGUAGAAAUGGGUAAACCAGCAACAUCUCUUAGAAAAAUACUAGAACCGCACAGGGAAUGCCGUGUAUAUCAGAGUCAGAGACUUCCUUACAGCUCCCCUGCGUUUGUCGACUCGUGUAUGUAUACCUUAUGCACUAUAUUUAUAAGGUUAAUGGAGGAUUAACAUAGGUGACACACACCAAACUAGUGGGGUUCCACGGGUUCAGAAGAACUUUCUGGUGGGUAUGGGACAGCUCGGCUUGGAAGUUGAAUAUGGGAACACGAUUCCAUUACAGUUGGAGUUUCCCUCUGGGAAAUCUGCGCCUUUUUCCCACAAAAGUCUCGACUUACAGCCGUGUCCGGGCAGCCCCUGAUUCCGUCCACAUAUGGGGGUUAUUGUGGUCUGCGUCAUUUACAUUUCUUCGGGCAAUUACACGGUGAAAAGCCCCCCCCUCCCACGCUCGGCCGACAGGCGGGCGCUCGUCGAGAGCCGGUUUGGGGCGUGUGGUUAACGCUGGAGGAUGGUGACAGAGGGAGGGGGGUGCAGCGGCGAUAACGAAAGCCGGCGGAUAGUCUCGAAAGCGCUGCCGCUGCCAGCGACUCUUUAUAAUCAGUUCCCAGCAGUCGGCGGACUGUUAGUCUGCUGCCGUUUCUGCCGUUGAAGCUGGCUCUUGCCCGAUCUCUGCGACAGUUUUCGAUUCAUUCCCCCAGUGGACGGGCACGCGAAUAGUUCGCUUCGCUUCGGUACAUUUCGGUUCUACUCCAGCCUCCCAGCCUCAAAGCUCCAGAGAUCGAAGAUCAAUCAGUGUUGCUCCAACAGUGAAGUGUUCCCGUGAGAGUGCCAUGUGGCCAUAGAAGCUACAAGAAGACAGAGAAAAGGAACAGACAAGAAGACACACCAAAAUACUAGUACAACAUCCAUCCAGAAUGACGCGCAGCGAGGACAACGGCCACACCAAUGGGGCCUUCAACGAGGACUCUGAGGUGUCCCUGGACAUCCCCACGAACACCCUCUAUCACACGUCGCGCGACUGCAUCGUACAGGAGGAGCAGUCCGGGGAGUCGGAGAGCUGCCUGGAGGCCUCGAGGGGCUGCUGCCGGAGCCUGUGGCACAACAUCUUCCGCAAGAAGACGCUGUACAAGCGCUUCCCCAUCCUGACGUGGCUGCCGCAGUACAAGAAGGACUACAUCUUCGGCGACCUUGUGGCGGGCAUCUCGGUGGCGCUGACGGUGAUUCCCCAGGCCCUGGCCUACGCGGGCAUAGCGGGGCUGGACCUGCAGUACGGUCUGUACGCCUGCUUCCUGGGGUGCUUCAUCUACAUCUUCAUCGGAUCGAGCAAGGACGUGCCCAUCGGUCCCACGGCCAUCUCGGCGCUGCUCUCCUUCCAAAUCGCGGGCGGGAGCUGGCAGAUCGCCACGCUGCUCACCUUCCUCACCGGCAUCAUCGAGAUCCUGAUGGGCGCGUUCCGGCUGGGCUUCCUCAUCGACUUCGUCUCGGGACCAGUGGGGGCGGGCUUCACCAGCGCCGUCUCCCUGAUCAUCUUCAGCUCCCAGAUGAAGGACUUUCUCGGGAUACAGACCAGCGGCAACACCUUCCUGCAGGUGUGGAUCAGCAUCGUGAACGACAUCCACAACAUCAGCUGGCCGGACUUUAUCCUCGGCCUCAUUUGCAUCACACUGCUCCUCAGCCUGCGCGCCCUCGCCAGCUGCAGCGUCGGCCCCAAGGAGGGAAAGUCCUCCGGCCAGUCGCUCCUCACGGGGAUCUUCUGGACGGUGGGCACGGCCCGGAACGCUCUUCUCGUCUGCGGCACUGCAGGUCUAGGGUACUGGCUCUCGGUUAGCGGCCAGGAGGAUCUCGUCCGCACGGUGGGAUUUGUGCCCAAGGGCAUGCCCUCCUUCCAGCCGCCGCCGUUCCACAUCGACGCUGUUGUGAACGAGACCACCGGCGAGGUGCUGGUGGAUGGCCAGAGCUUCUGGGAUAUGGUCAGCACUCUGGGCUCGGGCCUCAUUGUCGUCCCGCUGAUUGCCCUGCUCGAGACGAUGGCAGUGGUCCAGGCCUUUGCCGAUGGCAAGCCCACAGAUGCCACGCAGGAGCUGAUUGCCUCCGGGGUCUGCAACGUGGCCAACUCCUUCGUCCAGGGUCUGCGCAGCAACGGAGGCAUUGCGAGGGGCGCCAUCCUCAAUGCCAGCGGAGUGCGCACCCAGCUCUCGAACCUGUACACCAGCGUGAUCGUGAUCAUCGCCCUGCUCUACCUCACCCCCUGCUUCUACUACAUCCCAAAGGCUGCCCUCGCCUCCAUCAUCAUAGCAGCCGUCGUCUUCAUGGUGCAGUAUCGAGUGAUCAAGCCCAUGUGGCAUAGCAAAAAAACCGAUCUCAUUCCCGGCCUGGGCGCCUUCUUUGCCUGUUUGGUCCUGCCUCUGCAGCUGGGCAUCCUCGUGGGCAUCGGCAUUAAUGUGGUGUUUAUCCUCUACCAGGCGGCCCGUCCCAAGCUGCGGAUCGAGACGUUGGCGACAUCGAAUGGCCUGAAGUAUCUGAUGCUCACGCCCGACCGCUGCCUGAUCUUCCCCUCGAUGGAGUUCGUCCGCAAGGUGAUCAACAAGCAGGGGGUCAAGUCCACCUUGCCCGUUGUGAUCGACUGCACCCACAUCUACGGAGCGGACUUCACCGCCGCCAAGGUCAUUUCCACGAUGGUCAUGGACUUUGCCCAGCGCCAGCAGCCGCUGUUCUUCUACAACCUCCAGCCGCGCGUGGCGCAGGUCUUCGAGGGCCUCAACAAGGACCUGGUCGUGAUCUACGACCUCACCACGCUGCACUCCAAGCUGGCGGAGAAGGGCUCGGCCUGAGCCGUUUGAAAUGCGAUCUGCUGACCGCUACAACCUCGUCACACUUAGUCUCUGCUUAGUCGCAGUCUCAGUCUUAGGUUAGUCUUGCCAGCCCCGCCGAGGCCACCGACUGGUCGCCCACGCACAUGGCCAAAGUCGCGUCGACAGUAAGAUUUCACAUGGCUCGCAGCUUAAUUAGCAUUAAAGUUGGGCCAAUCCUCCAUUGUCGCCUAGUUUAGGUAUACGCAUAUUUAUAUUUAUUUUACAUUUGUUCGUUUCGCACCUUGGCCUCUGCCGAAAUAUUUGCGAAUUUUGUUGAGCGAAAUCCAAGUCCCACCCCCACGAUAUUACUGCUGUGCAUAGUAUUAUAUUGAAAACCAAUAGCCAACGAUGAGUAUUAUGAUAAGUACUUAAUUAAAGCCAGAAAAUGAACAGUAAAA
Molecule: messenger RNA, 7522 nt
Organism: Drosophila miranda
Lineage: Eukaryota; Metazoa; Arthropoda; Insecta; Diptera; Drosophilidae
Product: sodium-independent sulfate anion transporter
Exons: 4
Coding region: 5187-7103 (638 amino acids)
Biological process (GO): transmembrane transport
Cellular component (GO): membrane
Molecular function (GO): sulfate transmembrane transporter activity
Source: RefSeq, a predicted model, not a curated record